AUGAGCGCAGAUUCACUCGCAGAUGCGCAAGAGAGACUUGCGCAAGUCAAGCGCGAGAUCAAGACAUACGAACGCGCCUUUCAAGCGGAGCAUGGCCGACCAGCGGAGCGUGAGGAGAUCAAGAGGGACGCGACGAUAUGGAAGAAGUACGUCGAAUACAAGGAGCUACAACGCCAGCUGUCGAAGACGCGAUCGCCGAGACGAGAGAAGCCAGAGCCCAAGCCGAUGAGCGACCAUGGUAGGAUAUUGAAGGAGAGGCGCGCGAACAACGUGUCCGCCACACCCCAGAGACGAAGUAGAGUAGAGGAUAAGCUGGAGAAGCCCGCGCCUGUCGUACAAGAGGUAGAGCAGACGCCCGCAUGUAUCAGGUUCGCACUCGGGCCUACACCACAGAAAGAUGGAGAAGUGCUAGGCAUAUUCGACAUGCUGCCCUCGGCGACUCCCUCGAAAGGCAAGGACGUAUCCGCGCAAGAGACGGCUCAGGUCGUGGGCGCAACACCUAGCAAACCUUCAGCAUCGGCUUCAUCUGAUCCACUACUAUCACGAACGCCCCAAUCCUCCAGCAAGCGCUACUAUCUCGGCGCAUUCGCCGGCACACCCCUGAAACGAAAAUGCGAAGACCACCUCUACACCCCCAACACCGCAAAACGCCAAUACGCCACCCCAUCCUUCCUACGCCGAGACACCUCCCUCAUCAGCAUCCCCGAAGACGACAACGACACCGCCAUGUUCCCACCGCCAUUCAAGAAGCGCGGCCUCGUCCGCAGUCUCAGCACCAUCAUCCAAGGCCUCAAGAAGCAGGAAGAGAAGCGCAUGGACGACGACUGGGACAUCAUGGACGAGAUCGAGGCCGAGGAGCGGGGGGAAGCUCCGAAGCCUGCCGCGCCGAAAGUUCUGGUUGAAGAUAGUCAAGUUGAGAUGCCAUUAGGUCCGGACCAGGGUGCAGAGUCGAGCGAGGAUGAAGGGAAGGGCGAUCGAGGGGCGUUGGAUGCGGAUGGGAGGCCGAGGAAGGUGUGGAAGAAGAAGGGGUUGAAGCGGCAGACGAGACGGGUGGUUAUGCGGCCGGUGGUGCAUAAGCCGGGGAAGGCUGUACCGGUGGAGGAGGAUGCGGAGGAGAGUGCGGAUGAGGUUGUGGGAGAGACGCAGCCCGCUGAGUUUGCAAAGGACGACGCUCGUGAUGGUGAUGGUGAUGCGGAGUGGGCGGAGGAGGCUGGUGAGGAGGCUUUGACCGAGAAGAUUCGGAAGGACGUAAAGAGUCGACAGGCAGCGAAGAAGAAAGCCGCCUUGAAACCUAUGGAAGACGACCGUGGAAAGAAAGCGAAAAAAGGCAAGCCGGACGCUCAUACCAAUUACCGGAGGCUGAACAUCAAAAAUAAGAAUUCGAAGGCCAAGGGGCGGGGAGGGAGGUUUGGGAGACGAUGA
Saxophila tyrrhenica is the source of this 1422-nucleotide messenger RNA. RefSeq lists its product as uncharacterized. Bases 1 to 1422 code for a protein of 473 amino acids. The transcript is spliced from 2 exons. Gene Ontology annotation, molecular function: single-stranded DNA binding; DNA replication origin binding. Lineage: Eukaryota; Fungi; Ascomycota; Dothideomycetes; Mycosphaerellales; Extremaceae. The record is from RefSeq and is a predicted model, not a curated record. Gene Ontology annotation, biological process: DNA replication initiation; DNA replication; mitotic DNA replication preinitiation complex assembly. Gene Ontology annotation, cellular component: DNA replication preinitiation complex.